Nerophis lumbriciformis (worm pipefish) is the source of this 1656-nucleotide messenger RNA. NCBI's taxonomy places the organism in Eukaryota, Metazoa, Chordata, Actinopteri, Syngnathiformes, Syngnathidae. The record is from RefSeq and is a predicted model, not a curated record.
AUGCGGAAGCGUUUUGACUGGAUUCGGCAUUGGGGCCACAGGCGGGAUGAUAUCGUGGAUCAUUCUGAGUCGCCCUACACGUCGGAUACAGAAUGCAGCGAGGAGGUUAUUUCAGCAACACUUUCUGAGGCUUCGCAGGACGAACCUAAAACUGAUCUUAAUGAAGUGAAAGGACACUUAGAGAUCACCUUGUUAGAGAAACACUUCUUACAGGAAGAGCUGAAGAAACUCAGAGAGGAAGAGACUGGCAUAGAAAUUCUGCGACAGGAGCUGGAAAGGGAACGCUGCAGGAACAUUGAACUAGAGCAAAAGCUAAAUGACAUCUUAAAUGCCAGACCUGACGAUUCACCGUCUAUCACUCCGAAAGCCUCGCCACCCAAUGACAUCACUGCUGGAAAAGAGGAUGCAUACAGUCGCUUUCAAAGGUUGCUUUUCAAUUAUUUGGGUGUCGACUUUAAUGACUUCCAAUUACACCGGGUGGAGGAGGCGCCCGAGCCAGAUGAGCCGCUUAGUGCCAGAAGGUUGACGGAAAACAUGAGGCGGUUCAAAAAAGGACUGAGGCCCAUCACCUGCUUUCUGCAUGACCUCUCAGCCUUGUCCAGCUGGUACUCCGUCUACACCACAGCCAUCGCCUUUACAAUAUACAUGUACGCUACUUGGCGCGGCUGGACUAUCUCCAUGUUCCUGUUCCUGGCUGUGCUUCGCCUCUCUUUGAACUACCUCAUUGCCAGGGGAUGGAGGAUCCAGUGGAGUAUCGUUCCACAAGUCUCUGAACCUGUGGAGCCUUCCAGAGAAGACCUGACUGUGUCGGAGAAGUUCCAGUUGGUUCUGCACGUGGCUCAGAGAGCUCAGAAUGUCUUUGGAAAGAUGGCCGACAUCCUGGAGAAGAUAAAGAAUCUCUUCAUGUGGGUGGAGCCUCAGUUGACGAAGAAACUCUACGUGGCUCUGGGGGUGUCCUUCAUCGCCUCUUGCCUACUGCCUUACAAAGUGCUCGGAUUCAUGAUUGGUGUAUUUGUGGGCGUCAAGUUCUUCAUCAUCAAUUUCAUCUUCAGGACUUGCCCAAAACUGCGUCAGCGCUACGACACUGCGCACAUUAUCUGGACAAGCCUCCCCACGGACCUCCAGAUGAGGGAGCGAGCCAACCCCUCAACUGGCAGACGGUUGACAUCAUGUUUACUUAAUCUGUUUGUGAUUCAGAUUCCUGGCGCCACCGACGAUGGUGGAGUUCGAUACUACAACACCAAGCGAGGCGCUUUCCACGAGGUCUUCAACCUCCCCGAGAGUGAAUGCCCCCUGGCAGUGUGCGUGAACGGUUGGCGCUGCUGCCUCAUCAACCGUGGCAAAAAGACACCCGCUGACUACAUCCGGAACGGCGUCCUCUAUGUCACUAACAACUAUUUGUGUUUCGAGUGUUCCCGCUCAUCUUCCUCCAAAAGGGACAAAGUCAUCAAACUGGUGGAAAUCAUAGACAUCCAGAGGUACAAAGCAUUGUCCAAGUUACCUGGCUUUGGGACAGGUAUAUCCAUAACAACACCGUCCACUCUGAAGCCGAUGGUGUUCGGAGCCAUGACCAAUACAGACGAAGUCUUCGACACUAUCUUGGCCCAGCGCAAUCAUGCAGUUGUCAUGGAGGCGACUGCCAGCCCGGAGACGUAG